Messenger RNA from Erigeron canadensis, 621 nucleotides. RefSeq lists its product as uncharacterized. The coding region runs from base 1 to 621 and encodes 206 amino acids. The transcript has 2 exons. The record is from RefSeq and is a predicted model, not a curated record. Lineage: Eukaryota; Viridiplantae; Streptophyta; Magnoliopsida; Asterales; Asteraceae.
AUGAGUCAAAUGUUGUUUUUAAAGAUUGUUAGUGAUAUUGAGCAACGUUACGUGUACUUUCUAGAGCGUGUAGAUCGGAAGGGGGCAGCGAGAAGGUCUCGCGAAAGCCAUGAUCAUUUUUGCACCACGAUCAUCGAGUUAUAUCGUUGCGAGUACUUACGUAGGCCAACUAGUCAUGACAUUGCACGCUUGUACGAAGCGCAUGAACGGAGACACAAGAUUCUGGGAAUUCUAGGUAGUCUUGCUUGUACGCAUUUUGUUUGGAGAAAUUGUCCUAAAGCGUUGAAGGGACAAUACAAGAGAAGUGAUCAUCCAUACCCCACGGUUACGCUUGAAGCCGUUGCUUCACAAGAAAUGUGGAUUUGGCAUGCUUUUUUUGGUCCUCCAGGGUCGCUCAACGAUAUCAACGUUUUGAAUCAAUCGACAUUGUAUAUGAGGGAACGAAAUUCGACGGCUCCUGACUUGUCUUUUACCGUAAACAGUCGUCACUACAAAUGCGGACACUAUCUUACCUAUGGAAUCUAUCCUAGGUGGUUGACUCGUGUCAAAGCAAUGUCAUAUCCGAUUGAAACAAAUGUCAAGAAGUUCAAGAAAGUCAAUAAUCAGCAAGAAAGGAUGUAG